AUGGAUGUCAGCACCAAACUGAGUCGGAACACAGCCGUGAGCAACGAGGAGCAGACCGCAGUUCCCUACCGAGAGCUGGUUGGAUUCUUAAUGUAUAUAGCCAUGGGCUCAAGGCCGGAUAUUGCUCAUGCUGUCAGCUGUUUAAUCUGCUACAAUGAUUGUUAUCAAAACGCACACUGGACAGUGAAACGAGUGUUGCGUUACCUUCGGGGUACUCUUGAUUACUCCAUCAUCUACAAGUCCACCGGGGGGCAGUCUCUCAUCGGAUUUGUUAACGCAGACUGGGGAAGCUGUCCAGAUGAUAGUCGGUCAUACAGCGGUUACGUUUUUGUUCUAGGUGGAGGUAGCAUUAUCUGGGAAUCCAGGAAACAAAGGACGGUGGCUCUCUCCUCUACUGAGGCACAAUAUAUGGGAGUCAGUGACGCUUUCAAGGAAGAUCUAUAUCUACGAAAGUUCGUGGGAGAACUCGGAUUGAAGAUUUUAGGUGUUGUCAUUGUGCUUUGCGACAACCUUGAGGCUCAGAAGCUUGCAUUGAACCCCAUUUUUCACUCUCGGACUAAACAUAUAGACAUCCGGCACCAUUUCGUACGUGAAAAAUUGGAGUCAGGAGAAAUUGCUUUAAGACACGUCUCGACGGAAGACAUGGCUGCGGACGUGUUGACCAAAGGCCUUCCAAGGGACAAGCAUAACAAAUGCUUAAGAUCUCUGGAAAUGAGUCGACUCCCUGCAUAA
Messenger RNA from Monomorium pharaonis (pharaoh ant), 732 nucleotides. RefSeq names its product secreted RxLR effector protein 161-like. The coding region runs from base 1 to 732 and encodes 243 amino acids. NCBI's taxonomy places the organism in Eukaryota, Metazoa, Arthropoda, Insecta, Hymenoptera, Formicidae. The transcript has a single exon. The record is from RefSeq and is a predicted model, not a curated record.